GGCUCCGCUCGGCUGCACCCCGCAGGAGGCCUGGGGAAACCCGUAUGGCGAGGCCGCCGAGCAGAAACCUCACAGAAACAUGAAGCCCUCAGCCACCUGGAACUCAGAAACUCAUUGGGGACCGACGGCGGCUUCUGGAACGUCCAGGUGUUCUGCAGAUGUGAGAUUGUGCCCCGCACUCAGCAGCUGGAGUCCCGACCAGAUGCGAGACUUGUGCUUCGGCUCUGACAUCCCUGGGCACAGAGGGGUCACUUUCUAAUCGGCCAAAGCUGCACACAGCCGGUCAUCUUCGGGGAAAGCCACAUUUGGGGGUGCAGCUUUCCUGACUCUCUUGAGUUAGGAUUCUAGAUGGGGGCCUCAUUUCUGCAGCUCCCACCCUCCACGUAGGCACCACCACCACCACCAUCCCCACCAGAACGCUGGGUGGGCCUCAGCAUUCCCAUCUUUACAGUGAGGGUGUUGCAGUAUCUUCUUGCAAAACACCAACCUCCGGAGACUCCCUGCGCUGAGAGUGAGCAGAAGGGGACUCAGAGACGCCUCUCGUGGUGGCCCGCCAUCAUUCCAUAGAACCGGAACCCGCCCCUUCCCACCAUGGCCUGGCUUUUUCUAAAGGUUUUAUUGGUGGGGGUGAGUUUCUUGGGAUGUCUUUAUCCUCUUGUGGAUUUUUGCUUCAGUGGGGAGACAAGAGCCCCAAAACCAAAUUUCGUGAUCAUUUUGGCAGAUGACAUGGGGUGGGGUGACCUGGGAGCAAACUGGGCAGAAACAAAGGACACUGCCAACCUUGAUCAGAUGGCCGCCGAGGGAAUGAGGUUUGUGGAUUUCCACGCAGCUGCUUCCACCUGUUCACCCUCCCGGGCCGCCCUGCUCACCGGCCGGCUGGGCCUGCGCAACGGAGUCACACACAACUUUGCAGUCACCUCUGUGGGGGGCCUUCCGCUCAACGAGACCACCUUGGCCGAGGUGCUGAAGCAGGCUGGCUACGUCACCGGGAUGAUCGGCAAAUGGCACCUUGGGCAUCACAGCUCUUAUCACCCCAACUUCCGUGGGUUUGAUUACUACUUCGGAAUCCCAUACAGCCACGAUAUGGGCUGCACAGAUAGCCCCGGCUACAACCUCCCUCCUUGCCCGGCAUGCCCCCGGGGCGAGGGACCAUCAAGGAGCCCCGACAGGGACUGCUACACGGACGUGGCCCUUCCUCUGUAUGAGAACCUGCGCAUCGUGGAGCAGCCCGUGAACCUGAGCGGCCUGGCGCACAGGUACGCCGAGAAAGCCACCCAGUUCAUCCAGCGUGCCAGCGCCAGCGGGAGACCUUUCCUGCUCUACGUGGGCCUGGCCCACAUGCACGUGCCCCUAACCAGGACCCAGCUGUCGGCAGACCCACAGGGCCGCGCGCCGUACGCUGCGGGCCUCCGGGAGAUGGACGGCCUGGUGGGCCAGAUCAAAGACGGAGCUGACCGCACGGCAAAGGGAAAUACGUUCCUCUGGUUUACAGGAGACAACGGCCCAUGGGCUCAGAAAUGUGAGCUGGCAGGCAGCGUGGGUCCCUUCACCGGAUCAUGGCAAGUUCCUCGAGGGGGCAGUCCAGCCAAGCAGACCACCUGGGAAGGAGGGCACCGAGUCCCGGCGUUGGCGUACUGGCCCGGCAGGGUCCCCGGCAAUGUCACCAGCGCCGCCUUGUUAAGGUGCUGUUUCACCCCAACAGUGGGGCAGCGGGAGAGUACGGAGCCCUGCAGACUGUCCGCCUGGAGCGUUACAAGGCCUUCUACGUCACUGGAGGAGCCAGAGCCUGCGACGGGAGUGUGGGGCCUGCGCGGUCUCAUGAGCCCCCCCUUAUUUUCAACCUGGAAGAUGAUGUUACGGAAGCUGUGCCUCUGGACACAGGCAGUGCGGAGUACCAGCGCGUGCUGCCCCAGGUCAGGGAGGUUCUUGCCGACGUCCUGCACGACAUUGCUGGGGACAACGUCUCCAGGGCAGACUACACGCAGGACCCGGCGGCAGCUCCCUGCUGUGACCCCCACCAGACUGCCUGCCGCUGCCAGACCGCCUCCCAGCCCGUGUUCCCAGGAGCAGGAGCAGCAGGAAAUGAAACGGCAAGUGCACAUCCACCCUCUUUCUAGUGACGUACGCUUUAUAAGUCUCAGGAUUUCGGCGGGAAGCCACCACCUUGCAUCCCCCACUGUCCCGUCUGCAUGAUGGCUUGGGAGGUCAGCUGCCAAGAGCUGUAACGGGGACCCUACGGGCUCAGAGGCAGCCCAGGGUCAAGGCCCAGCUUUUGAACUUGGGCCAUGACUUACCCUGCCUUGCGAGCUGAUUUUGAGGAUUCGGUAAGGCAAUUCGUGAAAGUGCCAGGCAUAUUACCUGACACGUGAGGCAGGCACUUAAUUCGUUUUAGUCUUCUUCUUCUUUUUUUAAUGCACCGUUUCACUGAUCAUUUUAGUAGAGAUUUGUGCCAACUGGUAUCUAG
This is a messenger RNA of Myotis brandtii (Brandt's bat), 2464 nucleotides long. RefSeq names its product arylsulfatase G (gene ARSG). Gene Ontology annotation, molecular function: arylsulfatase activity. Bases 592 to 2193 code for a protein of 533 amino acids. The transcript is spliced from 11 exons. The record is from RefSeq and is a predicted model, not a curated record. NCBI's taxonomy places the organism in Eukaryota, Metazoa, Chordata, Mammalia, Chiroptera, Vespertilionidae.